AUGAUGAAUCACUUCGUGGUUCUGGCAGUACUGCUCCCCUUGAGGACUUGCUACACUACCUACUCACAGCAAGAAUCCAGCGUGUUUCCAGUAACGUACCUUAACAUUUCCAAGGAUUUGGCUCUUCAGCGGCUGCUGGUGGAAUGGGACGUUAGUAAGUCAGCACACGAUGCUGAGCUGGCAAUGUCUUUUGAAAUACAAGUCCGUCGAACAGAUGAAACUAAUACUGUGUGGACAGAGUUUCAUAACGUCACACUUGAUAAAUCAGGAAAGCCUCUUCAUUGGCUAUGGAAUUCAGACUUACCUUUAGAGUGUAUGUCACACUCGGUGAGAAUCAGGAGCAAAGCAGAAGCAUCAAAAAUCUGGAGUCAGUGGAGUCUGUGGGAGACUGUCCUGGGCCUGGACACUUCAAAUAACAGUGGACCACAAAUCUUUCCAAAUGAAAAAAUUUUAGAGGAAGGCUCUGACAUCACUCUUUGUUGCAUUGGAAGUAAAGGUCAAAUCAUUAAGGAAUUCUUUAUAGUCCCAGCUGUUCAUGUUUUCAAUCACACAAACAGUCAAGUCAGACUUCUCACUGUGAAAAAUGUGGCACAUCAAGAAGUGACUCACAUCACUGCCUACUGUCAAGAGUCUUGCAGUGAAGAUCAAUGCUAUGAUCAAGUAGUUUUCAUUGUGGGUAAACCACCUGAUACACCUAAUGAUUUUUCCUGCCAAACUCAAGACCUGAGAAUAGUAACAUGUACUUGGAGCCAAGGAGGAGACACCUAUCUUUAUGGACGUCAUUCACCAAAAUACACCUUGUCUGAAGGGUUUUCCCAAAAAAUGGAUCUGUGCACAGUAAGUUGUACUGAGCAGUGCUCAUGUUCUUGGGAUAUAGGCCAGCAGAGGAUCUGUAAUAUCACAGUGACUGUGGAAAACCCAUUGGGAAAGAAAACUGCCAUGGAUGUUUUUGAUGUAACUCACAGAAUUUAUCCUGCUGCACCUUUCCAGCAGUGGGAAGAAUGCACAGAUACAGAAAUCACAUUAUAUUGGAAACAUCGAAACAAAGGAAUUGAACUCUUUUGUCAGACUGAAGUGCUCCAACCCGAUGGGAAAGUAGAACUG
Messenger RNA from Fulmarus glacialis (Northern fulmar), 1104 nucleotides. Its product is annotated as oncostatin-M-specific receptor subunit beta-like. Gene Ontology annotation, molecular function: protein binding. The record is from RefSeq and is a predicted model, not a curated record. The annotation marks the transcript as partial. NCBI's taxonomy places the organism in Eukaryota, Metazoa, Chordata, Aves, Procellariiformes, Procellariidae. The transcript is spliced from 7 exons.